Striga asiatica is the source of this 1099-nucleotide messenger RNA. The record is from the annotation of a GenBank genome assembly. Lineage: Eukaryota; Viridiplantae; Streptophyta; Magnoliopsida; Lamiales; Orobanchaceae.
UUUUCUCUAUCUCUGUGUUUUGUAUGCCUUUUGUUUUCUUUAAUUUCCCUUCUUUGUUGCUGUCCCUUUUGCUUUUGUUAAGGUUUGUUUGUGUUUCUUGUGUUAGUGAAACUAUUUGUUACAGACAAAAGGAAGCCAUGAAUGGAAAGGCCUCUGUCUCCAAGGAGCUCAAUGCAAAGCAUGCAAAGAUACUCGAGGGUCUUCUUAAGCUGCCCAAGAACCGAGAAUGUGCAGAUUGUCGAAGCAAGGCGCCGAGAUGGGCGAGCAUCAACCUCGGUAUAUUUAUAUGUAUGCAAUGUUCAGGAAUCCAUAGGAGCCUUGGAGUACACAUCUCAAAGGUCCGGUCUACGACUUUGGACACAUGGCUUCCCGAGCAGAUUUCGUUUAUGCAGAUGAUGGGAAAUGAGAAAUCGAACGAGUACUGGGAAGCUGAACUACCUCCAGAUUUCGACCGGAAUCCUAUCGAAAAUUUUAUACGAGCCAAGUAUGCCGACAAACGAUGGGCUUCUAGAACAUCUCCCGAGCCCGGACUUGUGGUUAACCAAGAAAAGAAAAUUACAGCAGGAACUUCUUCUAGAAGGGACAUCCCAAAGAAAGCAAGAAAGUACUCUCUCGACGAAGAAUUUUUCGCCAACGAAAUGCCUCAACCCGUUCCCAUAACACGAAAUCGAGGGAGUUCUCUUGAUUUGAUGACUGACAUAAUCCCGGGCCCACCAAACACUGGCAAUAAUGGCGAGUCUCGUAAAAGUGUGGAUACGGCCACAGACCUAUUCAGCUUGCUUUAUGUGUCCGAAGCUAAGCAAGAUCGAACAGUCGUGCCUCCAUCACGAUGGGCUACUUUCGAGUGUAAGGAUUACAUAUAUAUUAACGAACAAAAUUAUAAAUGGUCGAUAAACAUCACAAGCUUGACAAAGAAUACUUCACUUCACUGGCAUACACUUUGCGGUUACGUGGGGAUAUUAUAUUAUACAAAGGCUCUCUACCAGUCUCCAGAUAUGAAAGCAUCAUCAGCGGGUGGUCACGAGAAGAACGUAUGAAGCACUGUUUUUAUUUUUGUUUCUUUUGUAAUCAACUCUUUUGCUCAAAAACGCAGUAAAUC